AUGUCUUCCCCCCUCUCCAUCGACAAUACUAUGGGAGCCGCCCUCAUCGGGUCCGUUUGCGCAGCUGUGCUGUACGGCGUUUCUUGCAUACAGACGUGGUACUACUACGAUCGGUACCCAACGGAUGCGUGGUACAUCAAGUACUUGGUCGCCUCCGUUUGGGUUUUUGAUACUAUACACCAAGUUCUCAUUAGCCACACGGUCUACCAUUAUCUUGUUUCAAACUACACAAAUCCGGCGAUGCUGGCCAACAUUAUAUGGUUAAGCCUCAUAUGCCUUCUCGUGCAAGGUUUCUUGACCAUGAGAGUGUGGCGUAUGAGCAACAAGAAUAAGAUCCUCACGUUCAUCGUCCUUUGUCUAGUUAUUGCGGAGUUCGGUAUGAUGCAACUUCAAACAUGGCUUGAACUCAGCCAGCUGAAGGGUCUUUCCAUGGCAGUCAAUGUCCUUGCCGCUGCAGGGGAUGCGCUGAUUGCGGCGUCCCUCGUGUUUCUGCUCCGACGCUCACGAACAGGAUUCAAGAAAUCAGACACGAUGAUCAGUCGGCUGAUUGUUUUUACGGUCAACACUGGUCUUUUCACUUCCAUUUGCGCUGUCAUGUCCCUCGUCUCGAUUAUUGUAUGGGGAAACACCUUGAUCUAUGUCGCAUUCUAUUUCAGCUUGGGUCGACUAUACUCAAAUUCUUUAUUGGCGACCUUGAAUGCUCGCCAGGAAAUACGGAAUCUCGCAGACGAGAUGGACACACUGUCGCUGUCCUUUCGUAGCGGUCCAAGUUCUUUCGGCUCGGGAUCAAAGAAACCUACCAACAUCUCCAUCGUGAUUGACACUACACAGGAUUUUGUUCGGGACCGCGCGAUGACCAUGACGGACUCAGAAACAGAGUCCCCAAUAACCGAUCUCAAGGACGAGGUUUGA
Pleurotus ostreatus (oyster mushroom) is the source of this 912-nucleotide messenger RNA. RefSeq lists its product as uncharacterized. Bases 1 to 912 code for a protein of 303 amino acids. The record is from RefSeq and is a predicted model, not a curated record. NCBI's taxonomy places the organism in Eukaryota, Fungi, Basidiomycota, Agaricomycetes, Agaricales, Pleurotaceae. The transcript is spliced from 18 exons.